ACAGACAAUCAGACUGAGUUCAGACCAAACUAGCAGCUUCCUCUGAGUGAGUCCAGCUACAGGAGACAAAAGUGGAAAACUCCAACACUGCUGCUUCAAGCUGCUGACGCUCCACACACUGAAUCUUCACUCACAGACUCAAUGGCUUCCAGAUCAGAGGAGGAUCUCUGCUGUCUGUUAUGUCAGCAGGUCUUCAGAGAUCCUGUUAUUCUGUCAUGUAGUCACAGCUUCUGUGAAGACUGUCUGAAGACAUGGUGGGAAAAGAGAACAACACACGAGUGUCCAGUUUGUAAGGAAAUAUCAGUUUAUGAUCCACCUUUAAACCGAGCUUUGAAGAACCUGUGUGAGUUGUUCUUACAGGAGAGAGAUCAGAGAGCUUCAGAGGCUCUCUGCAGUCUGCACUCUGAGAAACUCAAACUCUUCUGUCUGGACCAUCAGCAGCCAGUGUGUCUCGUCUGCAGAGACUCAGAAAAACACACCAAUCACAGAUUCAGACCCAUCGAUGAAGUUGCACAACAACACAAGAAAGAACUUCAUCAAACUCUGGAGCCCUUAAAGAAGAAGUUAAAGGUUUGUGAAGAAGUUCAAGCGAAGUUUGAUCAAACAGCAGAACACAUUAAGGUCCAGGCCCGACACACAGAGAGGCAGAUUAAGGAGCAGUUUAAGAAGCUUCACCAGUUUCUAGCAGAGGAAGAGGAGGCCAGGCUGGCUGCACUGAGGGAGGAAGAGGAGCAGAAGAGUGGGAUGAUGAAGGAGAAGAUGGAGGCUCUGAGCAGAGAGAUAGCACCUCUUUCAGACACAGUCAGAGCCACAGAGGAGGAGCUGAGAGCUGAAGAUGUCUCAUUCCUGCACAACUUCAAGGCUGCAGUGGAAAGAGUCCAGCGCUGCCCCCUGCUGGAUGAUCCACAGCUGCCCUCAGGAGCUCUGAUAGACCAGGCCAAACACCUGGGCAACCUGACCUUCAACAUCUGGAACAUAAUGAAGGACAUGGUCUCCUACACCCCUCUCAUUCUGGACCCAAACACUGCUCACCCAGAACUCUUCCUGUCUGAAGAUCUGACCAGUGUGAGAUAUGGAGAAGAGAGGCAGCAGCUUCCUGAUAAUCCAGAGAGGUUUGAUUAUUACAUUUCUGUCCUGGGCUCUGAGGGCUUUAAGUCAGGGACUCACAGCUGGGAUGUCGAGGUUGGAAAUAAUACAAGCUGGAUGCUUGGUGUGGUAGAAGAGUCUAUUCGGAGGAAGGGAAACACAGAGUUUGGAUUUUGGGGUGUAAUGUUCAGUUUAGGUAAAUACUCAACACGAUCACCAUCAGCAGGAUUCUAUAAUCUCUCAGUAAAGAAGAAGCUCCAGAGGAUCAGAGUGAAUCUGGACUGGAACAGAGGAAAGCUGUCGUUCUCUGAUCCUGAUACUAACACACACAUACACACCUUCACACACACUUUCUUUCACAGGAUGUUUCCAUUUAUUCAAACUGGGGAUGAUGUCAAGGUGUUGCCGGUGACGAUGACGGUGUCAGUGUCAGCGUUAGUGGAGCAGGUCAGUUCAGGAUGGUUUUUUUUCUAAUGUGCUUUCCUGUCAGUGCUGCAUGUAACCAAAACCCCAAAUAUUUCAAAGAUAUUCUUGUUUAGCUUUUUGUCCUUUUUAACAUUGUGCUCUAAAGCUUCUGUGACUAUAGCUUAUUCAGUUCAAAAUUUUAAGUUUAUUUGUAAUGUAUGACAGCAGUAAGCUACAGCACAAAUGGUGGUAUAAAAUCUGUUUUGGAUUGUUUGUUAUUUUAUAUGGGUACAUGCUGUAUUAAUUAUUUUUCUGUUCUUUUUGAGUUCCCUGGCCUCCGCUCCAAUCUUUCUCGAUUUGAGUGAAAGAGGAGGUUGAGGGUGGAGCUGGUUUAAAAGCAGAAGCCAAUAAAAUGGACUGAACCAUGUGUUGCGAUCACACAGGGGGGAAUGGCGUUCUUCUUAAACACACACACACACACACACACACACACACACACACACACACACACACACACACACUUGUUUAAUAGAUUACUUCUCUGUGUUCUUGGCUUAUUGGUCCCUAAUAGUGCUGUCCACCUUUUCACAUGGAAAUCAUUUCACUGUUUCUCACUGAAUGACUCCCCAAACUAGAUUUGAAAUUCUAUCAAGUUUCUAAUCAUUACAAGUGAUUCAUGUUUCUAUUUGAUGUUUGUAAAUGGAGAUGAUUUAGUUUGCUGGGAUAUGGACUGACAUGUGUUGAAUGGGAGGAGCAGUUUGUUGUUGUCUUCAUGUCUGUUUAUGACAACAAUAAAUAUAUUGUUGAAACAAUGAUUCAUGUUUAACUCCAUAUAUGAAAUGUUUCUGAUAUUUGAAUUCUGUUUGAUUAAAG
Molecule: messenger RNA, 2364 nt
Organism: Oreochromis aureus
Lineage: Eukaryota; Metazoa; Chordata; Actinopteri; Cichliformes; Cichlidae
Product: nuclear factor 7, brain-like
Exons: 2
Coding region: 142-1560 (472 amino acids)
Molecular function (GO): protein binding; zinc ion binding
Source: RefSeq, a predicted model, not a curated record